UUGAUCAACAAUAACGUUUCUGUCUGAAUUUUCCAACUGUUCUUUAUUUUUUAUCUUUGAAUAUCUUGAAGGUCCAGAUUUUCCAAUAUUCAUUACUCACAGAAAUUCAACAUCUGGUGAAAUAACAUUGCAAUAUUUUAAAUAACGUUUUAAAAGUUUGGGAUAUAAGAAAAGCAAGAUGUUCUUUUAUGAUUUACUUCGACUUUGUUGGGGUUUUGCACUACUGUCAACAGCAGCAUGUCAAUGUAAUUUUCCAUCACAGCUUAUAGGAGUGUGGAAAGGGGCUGACCGAGGCGACAUGACAUUUGUAAAUUCUACAUACAUACAAUUUUAUAAAGUGACUAUUCCUGGUGUCAGUUCUUUCCACUUUUAUUGCGAAGAGCAAAACAGUGAAGGGACUUUAUACUUCUUGAGAGCAGAACAAGUGAACAACAUUUUUGGUUUGAUAAUUAAGUUCUAUAUGUGCAUAGAAUUACACGUUGUUGAUAGUGAUGUUGCCUAUUACUACCAGUUAACAGAACGUGAUCCCUAUUUGCAAGAUAACAUGGUUGGGGAUGGUACAAACACUGCUACUUUUAGCAGCGUGUGCAGCAGGACAUUGGUCAGUCGUACUUUCAUCACAUUAGUUCGAGAUGGUUCAAUUGCUGAUGGAAGUCUAAACAUAACUUGUCCAGAAGAUUUACAGGCCCAGUUUGGUAAUGUUUCCAUUCAGCACGAAAGUGAAGCGGACGCAUCGACAUGUCCUGACACUGUAUUUGAUGUCUGUACAGAUAAAACUUUGAUCAACAUUACAUACAAUGAAACGUGUUCUACAACGUCUACAGACAAAACUUUAUCAGGUCUAGGACUAUACCGUUGUAUACACGUAUUUUAUGUAAUGUACCACUAUAUACUUACAGGUCUAGGACUAAACCGUUGUAUACACGUCUGUUAUGUAAUGUACCACUAUAUACUUACAGGUCUAGGACUAUACCGUUGUAUACACGUCUGUUAUGUAAUGUACCACUAUAUACUUACAGGUCUAGGACUAUACCGCUGUAUACACGUCUGUUAUGUAAUGUACCACUAUAUACUUACAGGUCAAGGACUAUACCGUUGUAUACACGUCUGUUAUGUAAUGUACCACAUUAUACUUACAGGUCUAGGACUAUACCGUUCUAUACACGUCUGUUAUGUAAUGUACCACUAUAUACUUACAGGUCUAGGACUAUACCGUUAUAUACACGUCUGUUAUGUAAUGUACCACUAUAUACUUACAGGUCUAGGACUAUACCGCUGUAUACACGUCUGUUAUGUAAUGUACCACUAUAUACUUACAGGUCUAGGACUAUACCGCUGUAUACACGUCUGUUAUGUAAUGUACCACUAUAUACUUACAGGUCUAGGACUAUACCGCUGUAUACACGUCUGUUAUGUAAUGUACCACUAUAUACUUACAGGUCAAGGACUAUACCGUUGUAUACACGUCUGUUAUGUAAUGUACCACAUUAUACUUACAGGUCUAGGACUAUACCGUUCUAUACACGUCUGUUAUGUAAUGUACCACUAUAUACUUACAGGUCUAGGACUAUACCGUUAUAUACACGUCUGUUAUGUAAUGUACCACUAUAUACUUACAGGUCUAGGACUAUACCGUUAUAUACACGUCUGUUAUGUAAUGUACCACUAUAUACUUACAGGUCUAGGACUAUGCCGUUGUAUACACGUCUGUUAUGUAAUGUACCACUAUAUACUUACAGGUCUAGGACUAUAUCGUUGUAUACACGUCUGUUAUGUAAUGUACCACUCUAUACUUACAGGUCUAGGACUAUACCGUUGUAUACACGCUAUAACAGACGGAUCAGAUACAUACUUGUCUAUAUGGAACGACGAUCCAUUGGCUACCAAUCCAUUUUACUGUCUAGCAUUCAGAAGAACUGGUGAUACAAUUUAUGCUACAGAAACUCCACAGUUCUGCGGUAAUACAACAACAUCUUCUGAAGCUGAAACAGGUGGCGUUAAACUUGUUGUAUGGGAUAUAAUUAGUACAUGUGAGGUUAUCAUUCCUACAACACCAGAAGUUCCUCCCAACCUGGCUUGGCUGUACAUGCUGCUAAUUCUACCAUUCAUCCUACUGCUUAUUCUAGCCAUAUUAUUGGCAAGAUAUUGCUUUCGGAAAUAUGGAUGUAUAUGCAAGAAAAUCAAACUUCCAAAACGAAGGAAGAAGCCUCCGCCAAUCGUUGACGACGGGACUGGAAAACCUGAUAUAGUUCAAAAAAUUACAUUUGUUCCAAGUGUCAUAAAACCAGCUCAACUUUACAAUUUUAGACCCAAAAAGCCCUUAAAUUUCUUUCCCUUGUUUGAUCCACAAUGGGUUCCCUCAAAAACAUUACAACCGAUUGCAAAAGUGGAACCAUUAUAUCACGAUACAUUUGAUGAUUACAUGAAAGGGAAACUGCCCCGAAGACCGUCUGGUGUUAGUUUAUACAGCUUUCAUUCUGGGCCAAUGUCCAAUAGCAAUGCUAUAUAACAUGCAAUUUUUUAAAUUUAAACAUAUAGACCUUAUCGCUAUUUAGGAAUCUGCGACACUUGAACUUUUAACGCCACACAUCAAUCACUUUUCCUUUGUGGCGUCAGACAUUUUUUAUUGUGACGUCAAAAUUUUACGGGAACCUUUAUGAUGUCCAGUAAUGGCGGACAAAUAGCGAUAAGGUGUAUUAACAAUGUAUAUGAACGUUGAAACAUGUAUUAUUAAUUAGCAUUUGGUGUAUAUGUUUUAUCUUUAUUACAUAGAAAUAAAGCUUAGUUAGAAUCA
This is a messenger RNA of Mytilus californianus (California mussel), 2794 nucleotides long. RefSeq lists its product as uncharacterized. Bases 179 to 2509 code for a protein of 776 amino acids. The transcript has 18 exons. The record is from RefSeq and is a predicted model, not a curated record. Lineage: Eukaryota; Metazoa; Mollusca; Bivalvia; Mytilida; Mytilidae.